Messenger RNA from Heterostelium album PN500, 2481 nucleotides. RefSeq lists its product as uncharacterized. The transcript has 8 exons. Lineage: Eukaryota; Evosea; Eumycetozoa; Acytosteliales; Acytosteliaceae. The coding region runs from base 1 to 2481 and encodes 826 amino acids. The record is from RefSeq and is a predicted model, not a curated record.
AUGAAUUCAAAUACUUUUUAUUUGUUUUUAAUUGUAGUACUCUUAACGACUUGUCAAUCAAAUGGAACACCAACAACAACAUUUCAAAUUAAAACAAAAAAUCAAGAUUCAAAUGUUUUGAAUUGUUAUGUUCAACCCAAUUCAAAUUGUCAAUUGAACAGUAAUACAUUACAAUGUCCGUCGAUCUUUAAAUGUUUAAGUUCAUUUAAUAGUAAUUCGAAUUCAUAUUCAAAUUUUGCUAUAUUAAUUCCAGGUGGUAGUUAUUCAGGUUUAUCAUGUCCCGGUUCUUUGCCAGCAAGUUUCUUUCAAAUUGGAGGAUCACUCAAUAUUACUUCCUAUGAUGGUGUUGCUACUUUUAAUUGUGGUUCCAAUCAAUUUUUAAGUUUAACUAUAAACAAACCAAUUACAAUUAGUUUCCAUGGAUUAAAUUUUGUUGGUGGUACUUCAACUAAUAACGGUGGUUGUUUGAAUUUCGAUCGAAAUUCCAAUUCUUUUUUUUCUGAAAUCUCUUUCAGUAAUGUUAAUGCUCAGAAUUGUAAAGCAUCGACAAACGGUGGUUUUGUCUAUGCAGAUGUUUCAAAUGUUGAGGUGUUCAACUCUACAUUUUCACAAAAUGCUGUCAAGAAUGGAGGUGGUGGUGUUAUUGGUGGUGCUUUUUCAUUGAAUAUCAUAGAUUCUAUAUUCGAUUCGAAUGUUGCUUCAUUUGGUGGUGUUGCCGACGGUUCCAAUAUUGUUGCGGUCAACUCUUUCUUCACUGGUAAUAGUGCCUAUAACGGUGGUGUCUUUAGAUCACUCUACAGUGUAACCAUCACCAGCUCAGAGUUCUCGUUAAACUCUGCAAAUAAUGGUGGUGUAAUCAACUCUUUUGGAGCACUCGAUAUUAAAGAGAGUACUUUCACCAACAACAGUGCCACUGUAUAUGGCGGUGUUGUCUAUUCGAACUCCUUUACAAAUGCAAACUUUUCAAGUUUUAGAUAUAACCAGGCCACUAGUGGAGGUGUAUUCUAUGUUAUCAAGCAAGGUAGUAGCACUCCAUACCUAUACAUUGGUAAUAGUGAUCUCUAUGGUAACAGUGCAAGUGAAACCAAUGGAUUUGGUGGAGCGAUCUUUGUGGAUACUGGAUCCAUUGAGGUGGAGUACACCGAUAUCAGAAACAGUGUUGCCAAUAAUGGGGGUGCAUUCUAUAUAAUCAAUGGAAAUGUGGUACAAAAUGUUAAUAUAACCUAUUCAUAUAUUGAAAAUAAUAUUGUAACUGGUAGUGGUGGUGCAAUUAAUCUUAAUCAAUAUUAUAAUCAACCAGUUUAUGUUAAUUUGAAUCAAACACAAUUAUUGUUUAAUGCUGCAAAGGCACAUGCUGGUGGAAUCUAUUUCAUCUCACCACCUGAUUCACUAAUUGGUGGUUAUUUCUUUGGUUCUCUAAGUUCAGAUUCACAAUCAAAUACUUUCUAUUCAGAUUCUAUCAAUGGUUAUUAUAAUAUUGUUAAUUUUUCAAACAAAUUGGAAUUCAAUAUUGUAACUGUUUAUAUUGAAGAAUCAUUCCAAUAUUCAAAGGCAUUGGGUGCAACUGGUGAAUGUAAAGAUGGAGUUGCUACCAUAAAUGAAUACGGUGAUAUGGAAAACUAUAUGUUUAAGUUUAAGUUGGAGCAACCAGAGUCUACCAAAGAAAAUGAUAACAAGAAGUGUGUAUUCAAUGAUGAGGAAAUUGAAAUAAUAAAUGAUAACCCAAGAGAUCACGUUUCGGUUGAUUAUGGCUUAAAUAUUUUGUUCGAAGUGAUUGAAAAUGAAAAUAAUUAUAUUAGUAGUAUUAGUAGUAGUAGUAGUGGUAGUAGUAGUAAACUCUUGACUGUAAUACUACAGAAAGAGAUGAUGAAUAUUUGGAUAAGGUAUUCGAAUUGGAGUUGUGCUUUGAUGGUGAUAUAUGUAGUCGAAAUAUCAAUCGCCAAAUGGAAAUCAACAAACAUCAGAUUGGAAAUCAACAACAUUAAGAAUAUACUAGAUGAUAUUAUGAACCAAAAAUGUGAUGAUAUUAAGAACAUAACAUUCAACGAUAAUUUAAUCGCUUUUUUGGAAAUACAUUCACAAAACAAACUAACACAUCCAGUCAUAUUUCAGAAAGUAGUUGAAGAAGACUAUAGGAGAUUUAAAAGAGAAGAAGAGAGAAUUAAACAAAUGAAAAGGAAGAUACAGCAAGAUAGGAAACAAGAUAAGCAACAAGACAAGAAACAAGAUAAACAGCAAGAUAAGAAACAAGAUAAGAAGAUACAACAUAAGAAGCAAAACAAGAAACAAGAUAAACAACAAAACAAGAAACAAGAUAAGAAACAAGACAAGAAACAAGAUAAGAAGAUACAAUAUAAGAAGCAAAACAAGAAACAAAAAAAUAAAACAAAAUAUUUAGAUUUAAAAAGAGAUAGGAGUGUGAUGGGAGUUCGAGUCUCCCAGGAGGCGUAUGAAAUGCAAAGUACCGGAUGCGGUGAUUAA